This is a messenger RNA of Colletotrichum siamense, 1065 nucleotides long. RefSeq names its product Secondary metabolism regulator LAE1. The record is from RefSeq and is a predicted model, not a curated record. Lineage: Eukaryota; Fungi; Ascomycota; Sordariomycetes; Glomerellales; Glomerellaceae. Bases 1 to 1065 code for a protein of 354 amino acids. The transcript is spliced from 8 exons. Gene Ontology annotation, molecular function: methyltransferase activity.
AUGGCAGGUCAGCAUAAUGACGUACAUGCUCAGGAGCGCGACACGGAUUUCGAUGAAGCCGCAUCCGAUGUUGACUCGACUUUCAGCGAGACGGCACCUUCGCUGAUAUCAUUGCGUUAUAGCAUUUUUGACUACGAGUUCGAGAAUGGGCGGACGUACCAUUCCAUGAGCCGAGGCAAAUACGCCUACCCAAACGACGAUAGCAUUCGCCAGCUUGAAGUUGAGCGGCUGAAACUACAGCAUCACAUCUGGUUGAUCACAUUAAAUGGAGAGCUGGCUUGCAACCCUGAGAAGCAUAAGGCGAAGAGGGUGAUGGACAUGGGGACGGGCACCGGCGUGUGGGCCAUCGAUUUCGUAUCUGAAGCCGAUGCAUACCCUGGUUCCGAGGCAAGUGAUUGUGGCAUCACGCUUGUCACAUGGCAUGAUCUGUACACUAACAAUUACAAGGUCAUUGGUGUUGACCUAAGUGCAAUUCAACCAGAAUACUUUGAGAUUGAUGACCUAGAAAAAGACUGGAAGUGGAAAAGACCGUUCGACUUCAUAUUCUGCCGAGCCAUGGCGGGAAGCUUUUUUGACUUUCCAUCCAUCAUCCGGAAGGCGUUUGAUAACCUAAAUCCAGGAGGCUGGUUCGAAAUGCAAGACCUCGAACUUCCCAUGUUUUGCACCGACGGUACCAUUACGACGGACUCCGCUCUUUGGCGGUGGCAUGCUGCUGUUGUUGAAGCCGCCAGAGCCACAGGCCGGCCGCUCGACUAUGCCCCAAAAUGCAUUCCUGACCUUCAACGUGCAGGGUUUGUUGACAUCCGACGUCGAACAGCUCGAUGGCCAUUCAACACGUGGCCACAACAUCCGAAGCUAAAGGAGAUCGGUCGCUGGCAUUGCGCGAAUCUCGAAAUGGGACUCGAAGGGUUUUCGAUGGCUCUCUUGACACGGGUAAAAGGCUGGGAUCCAGCCGAGGUAUCGGCGCUUUGUGAUGAAGCCAAGAAGGAGGUCAGGAACAUGAACAUGCAUGGCUAUUGGAACAUGUAUGUGCCCUUUCACCAGUUUGUGGCGCAAGCGGUAUAG